AUGAGCAAUGUCAAUUGCGUUUCGUUAUGCAACACGAAUACCCAACAACAACGUCAUCGUACAACCCCUGCACAAGUUCAAUAUCUUGAAGACUAUUUCACAAACACCGAUGAUUUCCCUGAUUCGAAUGAGAGGGAAAAAAUUUCGAUCAGAUUAAAGAUGCCCUCCAAAAGUGUUCAUAUAUGGUUCCAAAAUCGCCGCGCGAAACGCAAAAAUGAAGAAAAGACUCGUCAAGAACAAGAAGUCAUUCGUUUUUCACGUGUCAAUCCAACUCCUUCAACUACCUCUAGCAUAUCGUCUGUAUCUCGAAAUCACGUGCAAUACAACAAAUCUACUUCUUCCGCGCGGCAGGCAAUCACCCCAAACCGACAACUUUCACGACAGCCGCAGCAAUUAGGUCCUCGUCAAAAUAGCACCCAAGAUGCUGUUAUCCAUCAACGAAGUCUCUAUUCGCUCAGCGGUGUUGCAUGCAAGCCUCACCCUCUCGUGGAGGCCUCAUCCCAUUCACAAAGCGCGCAGGGGGGGAGACUCCCACCUUUAAGAAACGUCACUUCGGACGAUAAAAUUCGACCUGACAUACGCAUUGGAGAAGUUAUCGCUUUGCCGCCCCUGAGUGUCAUCUUAUCUAACAGAUUUCAAAAUUGCACUUGCGGUGUAAAUAGUAAUUUACACGUCAGCCAACCAUUUUCUCAUAAUCUCGGUUCGGUCUCUCAAAAUCCGUCUCGAUAUCCUUUACACUUAAAUCCCCUGUAUCCCGUAAACGCUUCAAGCUCCUUAAUGUGUUCACAUAUGCAUCAAUUUCAUCAUCGUCGUUCCUUUCAUUGUCAACCUUCGACUUGUCUGUCUGUUUCGUGUAUGACAUCCCACUCCAACACCGCAAUGAACGUUCUAGAAGAAAUGAGGAAAGAGGCUAAAAAGGAUAAAGCCGUUA
This is a messenger RNA of Acaulospora morrowiae, 931 nucleotides long. The record is from the annotation of a GenBank genome assembly. Lineage: Eukaryota; Fungi; Glomeromycota; Glomeromycetes; Diversisporales; Acaulosporaceae.